AUGGGGAGGAAGAGUCUCAGUCUGAUGCGGACUUUAGCUCUGCAGAAACAUCCUCUCUCCGUUUCUCUUCUUCCUUUAUUCCUUGGUUGUACCCAUCCUCACACACUGCUGACUUAUUUUACAGUCUGGAUCUUUCUCUUGUUCAUUGAAGAGGGAUUUGCUCUGGCGCAAAAGACUAAAGAUGGAGGUGCAGGAUCAAAAGGGGUAAAACCUUCUCAGCGGCCGCAGCAUUCUCGUUACUGUGGAAACUGGGUACGAAACACAGAUGGCGGCACAUUCAGCUCCCCAAACUACCCAAAAAUGUACCCUCCCAACAAGGAGUGCCUGUACGUACUGGAAGCCCUACCCCGGCAGAGGAUAGAGCUGCUGUUUGAUGAGAACUUCUACAUUGAGGCCUCAUUUGAAUGUCGUUUCGACCACAUUGAGGUGCGGGAUGGUCCCUUCAGCUUCUCGCCACUCAUCAAUCGAUUCUGUGGCUCUGCCAGUCCUGGACUUGUCCUCUCCAGUGGACGCUUCAUGUGGAUCCGCUUUUUCAGCGAUGAAGAGCUGGAAGGGAUUGGCUUCCAGGUUCAGUACUGCUUUACUGCAGACCCUGAAUUUCACCUUCAUGUUGGAGGACUGUUAAACCCCAUCCCAGAUUGUCAGUUUGAGCUGUCUGGGGCUGAUGGCCUGAUCCGUUCUAGUCAGGUAGAGGAGGAGUACAAAAUAAAGCCAGACCAGGCAGUGGACUGCAUCUGGACUAUACGCGCCCCAACAAACAACAGGAUUUACCUGCGGUUCUUGGAAUACCAGAUGGAACACUCAAAUGAAUGUAAGAAGAACUUUGUGGCUGUUUAUGAUGGCAGUAAUGCUAUCGAAGACCUAAAGGCCAAGUUUUGUAGUACAGUAGCUAAUGACAUCAUGCUGGACACUGGUGUGGGAGUAGUGAGGAUGUGGGCUGAUGAGGCAAGCCGUCUCAGUCGUUUCCGGAUGCUGUUCACAUCUUUUGCUGACCCACCCUGUGUAGGCAGCGCAUUCUUUUGCCACAGUAACAUGUGCAUCAACACUUCUCUGGUGUGCAAUGGCAUACAAAACUGUGUCUUCCCUUGGGAUGAAAGCAACUGCAAAGAGAAAAAGAGCAAAGGUCUUUUUCACCAGAUCACAAAGACUCAUGGGACAAUAAUCUGUGUGUCCACUGGAGUGGUGCUGCUGCUCCUCAUAAUCUCCAUUCUGGUGCAAGUCAAACAGCCACGUAAAAAGGUGUUGGUACGUAAGAAUAACCUGUUCCAGCGGGGUGACUUCCAGGAGGUGUUUGACCCUCCACAUUAUGAACUCUUUACUCUCAGAGACAAGGAGAUGUCUGGGGACCUUGGGGAGUUAUCGGAGGAACUACAGUCCCUGCAGGCACUCAGGAGAUCCUCAUUAGGUUCACGCUGCAUUCAUGAACACCAUUGUGGCUCUCAGGCCUCUGUCAACUCCAUCAAAGCCAGCCAGGGUGCACAUGGCAUGGGCAGGGGAUCCAUGGAGCUCCCCCCUUUCAGAGGGGACAUCCAGAGCACCUUACCACCUUUUCGGGACUUGAACAACAGCCUGCGUAAGAAGAGCUGGCCUAGUAUGAAACCAGACCGAAUGCAGGGGCAUCAUGGUAUGGGGGAUAGAGCAGUGGGGCGGCACGAUAGAGUGAUGGAAGAGGACGAAGAAGAAGAGGAGGAUGGACGGUACGAUGUGUAUGUGCACAGAGCAGGAAGCAGACGAGGGAACUAUGAAAUGGCCCAGCAAAGAUCCUUGUCCAUGGACUUCUGA
This is a messenger RNA of Scomber japonicus (chub mackerel), 1782 nucleotides long. It is a transcript of the gene neto2b, whose product is annotated as neuropilin (NRP) and tolloid (TLL)-like 2b. NCBI's taxonomy places the organism in Eukaryota, Metazoa, Chordata, Actinopteri, Scombriformes, Scombridae. The coding region runs from base 1 to 1782 and encodes 593 amino acids. Gene Ontology annotation, molecular function: protein binding. The transcript is spliced from 12 exons. The record is from RefSeq and is a predicted model, not a curated record.